CAUCAUCAGAGCUAAUUUAUAAAGUAAAAAGCAUGAUUAUUAUUAUUAAUAUAAUGUAGAAGAUAUUAUCUUUGCUUAUAACAGCGUUGCUAUUAAGUGGUUUAUCCAUUUACAAUAACAGUGAAGAAUCAUAGGAAUUUAAGAGUUGGUAAAAAUAAUAUAACAAAUUCUAUGGUAAAAGUGAAGAGGAAUAUCGAUAGAUAGUAUUUAACAAAAAUGUUGAAUUGAUUAAGAAACAUAACUCUAAUGUAAAUAAAAGUUAUAGUAUGGCAGUAAAUUAAUUUGCUGAUUUAACAGAUGAAGAAUUUGAAGGUUUAUAUUUAGGAAAGGCAAAAUAGGUUAAAAUAGAGAAUAUUGAAUUAAGUAAUGGAAAUAAUUUAGGUGAAGUGGAUUGGUCUAAUAAAAUGAAUCCAAUAAAAAACUAAGGUAAUUGUGGUUCUUGUUGGACAUUUUCUGCCAUAGGAGCAGUUGAAGGUUAUUUAAUUAUAAGAACAGGAUUCAAAGGAGUUUUAUCUGAAUAAUAAUUAGUAGAUUGUGCAAUAGAUGCAGGAGAUGGAUGUGAUGGAGGAGAUUCUGAUUUAGCUAUAGAUUAUAUUGCUUAAGUAGGUUCAGUAUAUGAAAGAGAUUAUCCAUAUGUAAAUAUAUUCAAUAUAUCAAAAAGACAGCUUAGAAUGGAGUUUGUAAAGUUUUAUAAGGAAAGGUUAGAAUAUAAGGAAGGGAGAAUUAUGGUCCAAAUGAAGAUGCUAUCAAAAAGGGGAUAUAGAAUUAUCCAUUAUCAGUAAGUGUGGAUGCAACUUAUUGGAAAUUCUAUAGUUAAGGAAUAUAUGAUGGUGCCUGUAGAGAUGAUUAUCAUAAUCACGCUGUUGUUGCUGUUGGAUUUGAUUAUAGCGGAAAUUGGAAAAUUAGAAAUUCAUGGGGUGAAGGAUGGGGAGAGUAAGGGCAUAUUUGGUUGAAGCCAGGAAACUCAUGUGCAGUCAUGACGAGAGUUGAUGGAGCUAUUUGA
Molecule: messenger RNA, 1003 nt
Organism: Paramecium sonneborni
Lineage: Eukaryota; Ciliophora; Oligohymenophorea; Peniculida; Parameciidae
Source: the annotation of a GenBank genome assembly